This is a messenger RNA of Sporisorium graminicola, 3003 nucleotides long. RefSeq lists its product as uncharacterized. The record is from RefSeq and is a predicted model, not a curated record. The transcript has a single exon. The coding region runs from base 1 to 3003 and encodes 1000 amino acids. Lineage: Eukaryota; Fungi; Basidiomycota; Ustilaginomycetes; Ustilaginales; Ustilaginaceae.
AUGCGCUCACCAAAAACGCAUGAAUCAGGGAAGGGUUCAGCUAACCCGUCCAACGCAGCGCCUGUCCUUGUCGUCACCUCUGCCUCGACCGACAUGCUGGGUGAGGCUUCAACGUCUUCGACGCCACCGCCACCAGUAUCAGCAGCGACGACGGCGACGGCGACCUCGUCGCGGUCCACGUCUGGAACAAUGACGAGUCCUCGAGCUCACGCUACUGCGCAAUGCGCACACGAAGCAAGACGCACAAGUGCUUCGACCGCAACAAGCCGCCGUAGCAGCAGUGACGAAGCCUGUGAAGCCUGCGUGCUAGACAGGCCGUAUGUCGAGCGCAUCCGCUCCAUCUCGCACGUCUUCCUCGCCAUCCGACUCAUGUUCACUGACCCACAGCGUCGUCGAGCCCUCUUCACCAACUGGAUCCACGUGCCGCUUGGCAUCACGUCACUGCUUUUCCUCACAUGGCUCAUCAAGCAGGCGAUGGACCGCGCGCCUUUCCGAUUCCCCAGCCCCGUGCUCGCCAUGCUGCUGCUCUUUAUCAUGCUUCUCUCGCUCGACUACGUGUCGACGACCAAACCUGUGCGCGAGUUCGCCGCGCGUCGCGGGAUGGGCAAGGACGGGAAGCUGCUGCUGCAGCCCCUGCUUGUGGUGCUCGAGGCACCGUGUGACUUUUGUCUGCGUUACAUGUCGGUCAUGUUCACGCCGAGCUUCAUCCUUAUUCCGGCGCGCGAGGUUAUUAACGGUAGGGAGAUCGGCCUGAUCACGGGCUGGUUUGCUGCCUCGCAGCUGCUGGCGCUCAUCUUCCCCGUGUUGCUGCACAAGGCGAUCCGCUGGACCGUUGGUGCUGUUAGGCAACGUCGUCGUUCCAGGAAGGAUAAGCGGGAAGCCAAAACCAGACGCGCGGAUGAAACACGCCGUGCCAGUGUGGCAACCCUGGUGGCGGUCAUGUCCAACAUCAACGCUGUCCAGCCUUCAACCAGCGCCAAGGACAGUGAGAAGGGAGCACACAUCGUCGGGGGCGAAAAGCUCGGCAGUAUUGCCACGGGCUUGUCCGGGAUGACCGCCAUCGCCACUGCCCCGCUUACGCUCAACACGCGCGAAUCAGCAACCGCCGCAGGAUCGCUGCACGGGCAGCUGCGGAUCGAACGACAGGAUGCACAGCGCCAGCUCGAGCACGUGCAGCUCGAAACCGCCCGUCAACAGGGCGACCCCUACGCCACUUCGCACACUCGGCUUCCGGAGCACCAUCAUCAUUACCCGCUCUUCCCCUCGGCGCCCAACUCCCCGCGCCCGGCCUCGGUGCUGCACCACAACCACCGUCUACACCAGCAGCAGAACAGCGCAGGGUAUUUCGCCGCACGGGGGAGAGGCGGCGUGCAGGAGGACCGCCCCGUGCUUGGUCGCAGCCGUUCGUUGGCGCGCUCGUGGGUGGGGCGCGCCGCGGUUUCGCCAUCGCGCGCAUCCGUGCGUCCUCAGUCCGGCGGCGGUACGCGUGGCAAGGUGGCCACCAAAGGCAUGUUCGGCGCUGCAGUGGUGGGCCCCGGCAGCGGGCUGAAGAACCUAGCACUACAGGCGCGCCGUCCGCAGAGCGCGUCCGCUGCCUCAGAGUCUCAGGCCGGUGGUCGUUUUGAAGACCGAAAUGGUGCAGUGGAGGACGACGGGGUGUCGCCGACGUUUGACGAGUAUAUCUUCCGGGCGAGACAGGAUCUGCUCGAUCGCCGCCGGUCCAAAGCGGAGAGUGUGGAUCCACGAAGUGACGAGGGGCUCGAGACGCUGGUCAUGCCGACGCUGGUUCCGACAACACCAACGCGGUCGAGUCACGACGAAGCGCACGACUCGAAGCUCACCAAGGCUAUCAUGAUUGAUGACGACAUUGAAGCAGGACCGGCUUCACCCGAGCUUGCCGGUAGUGCGGAGAAGCCGUCGUCGACCAGCAAGGGUGUCGACGCUGACUUACCCGCUCAGAUCACCACCACAGAUGUGGGGUCACCAAAGGAGGAGGAGGAGGAGGAGCCCGAGAUGGACGCCGUCGACCGCCUAGUGGAAACGCUGUGGAACAGCAUCCCGUGGCUCGUCUUGGGCCUCACGCUUGUGGUGGGCAUCCCCGUGUUUUUCCUGCUCGACAUCUCGCUGCCGCUCUUCCUCGGCGUGAAUCUGGUGACGUUCCUCGCGAGCAUUACGCUGGUCCCCGCCAGGAUCCGGCGGUAUGCGCAUCCGAUCCUCACCACGUCUGUGGCCACCGUGCUGCUGCUCUGGGCACUCGGCGCGAUGCGCGGAUGGUCGCUGAAGCGCACUCUAGCAUCCUACUCGGUCGAUGCCAAGUACACAGUCCUGUGGUCGCUGCAGGGGUACACAGGGCCUGUGAUCGGCGCGGGCGAUGUGCUGUUCUCGACGCUGGAUGCGGGCAUUGUGUCGCUGGCGAUCCCCAUGUACCGGUACAGGUGGGAUCUGUGGGUGCACCUGGUCGACAUGCUCGUCGUGCUCCUGCCGUGCAGUAUGCUGAGUCUGUUCGUCUGGCCCACAGUUGCAAGCAGUAUCGGCAUCGCGCCCGAGAGAGCCUUGGCAUUCGCGAGCAGGUUCAUGUCAACCCCGCUCGCGAUCGAACUCUCGCUCACCAUCGGCGCCGACGAAAGCCUCACGGUCGUCCUCGUCGUCAUCACGGGCAUUUUGAUCUCGAUCUUCAAAGACCCCUUCUUCCGCCUGUUUGGCUUAAACCCGGACCAGGACGGCCCGCCCUCCUCCUCCUCCUCCUCUUCCGGCAGCAAUGCUGACAAGCACCAGACGAACACACGCGGGCAGGACUACCUCACCAUCGGCAUCGCUAUGGGCAGCACCGCCGGCGCCAUCGGCGCAUCGAGCCUCAUCUCGAAGCCCCGCUCCAUGGCCAUCGCCUCGCUCUCAUUCGUGCUGUUUGGCGCAAUCCUGCUCAUCUUCGCCGCCAUCCCCCCCAUCGUCGACACGCUCAGAACGCUCGCCAGUGCUCCGCUGCAGUUCACACCCGCCUCCUAG